Molecule: messenger RNA, 1140 nt
Organism: Dufourea novaeangliae
Lineage: Eukaryota; Metazoa; Arthropoda; Insecta; Hymenoptera; Halictidae
Product: mitochondrial genome maintenance exonuclease 1-like
Exons: 4
Coding region: 1-1140 (379 amino acids)
Biological process (GO): mitochondrial DNA replication
Cellular component (GO): mitochondrion
Molecular function (GO): single-stranded DNA exodeoxyribonuclease activity
Source: RefSeq, a predicted model, not a curated record
AUGAUAUUUUCGAGUGUUAUAUGUAAGAAAUUAAAAGUCGAAGAUUCGUCAUGCAUUAAAGCAGAUAAAGUAAAAGAAGAGUCUGUGUUAAAAACUGAUGUUUGUUCUGAAAUAGAAUCAAGACAAGUGGGACAGUCCGACGAAACUGUUCGUUAUGAUCUAAAGAAACAAAUUGAUAGAGGAAAGUAUAUAUCAUACUUUAGUGAUACAAACAGGAAAACAGUAAGAAAUGGAGAAGAAAAAUAUGUGUCAACAAAGUCAAAUCAUACACCGAAUAAAGAAAUCUAUGUGGGUGAACCUAAAUCAGAAUAUCAAAUUUACAAGAGGAAUGUACAUUAUGAAGAGAAAUAUAAUGUACAGACAGGAAAGAGUAAUGCAAAUUAUAAUCAUCAAAUAGAUCACUAUUAUGGCUAUAGACCAUGGUGCAAAGAUAUAAUAAAAAAUAUAGAUUCAUUUAGCAUUUAUGGCUCUGACAAUUUUAUCACAGAGUAUAAUGAAAAUGCUAAGUAUUUGGAUACUUCACACGUAUUAUUUAUUCUUCGCCAUACGAAAUCCAUAAUAGAAAAAUUACAGACAGAAAUGACUGUUAAAAAGACGAUAGCAAUUCAUGGGAAGGAAAAUUUUAAUCAACAUAUUAAAGACCGACGUGAACUUCUUAAUCAAUUUUACUCUCACAUAAAAGACACAUUGUUAGAGAAAGAAGUUCAAAUUUCUCCUAAUGUUGAAUUAUUAUACAGGAGCGUGAAACCUGUUUUAAAUGACAUGGAGAAAAUAAAGAUUCUUACACGUUCUGUAAAACAUCCAGUCUUGAGAUACAGGGAAACAGCACCCUGCAUUGCUUUCUAUAGGGGUGCCUUACAUUUAAUUUUUUGGAGAAAAACAAAUGUGCAAACAAUAAUGUCGCCAAUUACUCAUCCCACAAUGUUGCGGCUUGUUGCUGCCAUUGGAGCUGUGAAUGCCUCUGAUGCAUUCCCGUUUAUGAUAAACAAAGGGUUGAUCGUGGAUAUUUACAGCAGUGGUGAACCGGCGACUCCUCACGUGGUGGAACAGAACCUCCUGGAGCUUUACUGGAUAAGGUGGUUGAAACGAUUAAAACUGUUCCAUAUGAAUUUCAAUAAAAAGAUGAAAUUUUUCGAAUAG